CAGCCUCCCCCGAGCAGACGGAAAGAUACGCCAGUCUUCAUCGAUUCAUCGUCUGGAAGAGAUGUGGUCUAGGAAAAUUCGCAGUACGUAGACGCAGACCCGUGUUCGGUUGUGUGUAGAUUGUUCUCCUGACCUGCUGGCACCAUCAAAGUGUUACUACGUUGUGAAAGCAUCCACAAAGCUAGUGAUAACUGAGCAGUCCUGACUCUCAGUGACAGUGAAGUGAGUGAGCUUUCUGAGCGAGGAAGCUUUCGUGUGGUCAGAGAAUGUGAGCAAGAGAAGGUAGAAGGUGAGAGUGCAGUGAGCGUAGUAUUAUUGUGUAACAACAAACACGCCUGUCUGCCUACUCCGUCGGGAUAGACGGCAGAAGGAGGUGAUAUGCGCUUUCGAUGCGUGUAGUUAGUUCGGGAUAUCUUCCUUCACUGUUGGCUGCUGCCAUCCACUUAGAAAACAUUCAUCUGUAGUGGUGGUGCUCCAUCAAAGGCGGCUCUCCAACAAUCACAGACCAUUGAAUCACCACGUCAAGACGAACCGGUCCACCACCGUACCUUUAGCCUAGCUGGUCUGGUGGUGGUGGUGGAGAGCAGUGAGGCGGAGUGGAAAAAAAUGCAACUGCAAAUUCACAGACAGACCGGACGAGGUGCAGAAAAACUAAUGUGUUCGUUUUAAGAAGAGAACUGGAUGUGAUAUUUCGGCGAGGCUCUAGAAGAAGGUGCGCCUUGACGCUGAAAAUUGAAUCAACAAUGGGCCCCAAAUAGAAGUUUGUAGAGCGGAAACUAGUCCUUUUUCGAACAGAAUUACUAUCGGCUGUGUGUAAACAACAUGGAACAAUGAGAAAAAGACUUGUGUUUGUUGAUCAUUGAAACAACGAUAGAGAGCCCGAUCACGAGAAGCAACUAGAACGCAUAGGAAUUCGUAUCGCGAUAUCAAACUUGGCAACACACAACAAUGGCAGCGGUAGUUUACGGCAACAGUCCCCGGCACAGCAGUCGCCAUCACCAUCCGGGUUCCGGGCAGACUCAUCUCGUGACGCCCCACUCACCCUACCAUCAGCAGCAGCACCACUCACUGCCAUCCCAUCACCCAUCGUCGGCGGCUGCAGCUGCUGCGGCCGCAGCACUGUCUCAGCAAAUCAUCACACCGCCAACAUCGUAUCUAUCGACCUCGACGACGACCAUCUCAUCGUCAACUCAUCAGCAGACCAUCUACUAUCAGCAGCAGCAGCAACAACAGCAGCAGCAGCAAGCCGCCGCCAUUCACUAUCACAAUAUGCGCAAUUCUAAACGGAAGUCCGCCGUCGAACUGCUGGCCGAAAGCAAACCGUUCUACGUCAAGUCGGAAGUGGUACUGGACCGACAGCAGCAGCUCAGCAUGCGUAGCGGCGGGUCCGGUCCGGUUUCGGGAUCGUACAUGUUAUCACCCUCGCGCACUCUACCCCAAUCCAGCUCUCAGCUGCAGCCGAUUUUGCACCACACACAGGUACAGCAACAGCAACAACAGCGACCAGCCAGUCGGCGCAGUGCCUCUUCGGGAUCUGACCUACUGCAGACCAAACUACGCAAGCUACUUAACACCGCCGACAGCAAAGAGACAAUAAUUCCCUCGGAGAUAGCCCUCAAUUCUAAAUAUGGUCAGCAACCGCUGGAAACCAGCUACAUCAGUGGAGCUGGUCUUUCCGGGAAUGACUGCAUCAACAACAUCGGCUACAUUCAACCACCGAAAAACUAUCAGCAGCAGCUGACCGUACAUCCGGAACAACCGAGCGAUAUGUCGGUGUUCUUUCCUAGUGCAUUUUUAUCACCUCAAUCUCUCCCGCCCCAUCCCGUGGGCGACGAAGAUCUCUAUCUGUACGGUGUUCACGAUAGUCUGGUACUGACGGAUGAUUACCGCGCUAUAAGCCCACCGGCAGAAUAUGCCGAAAAUUCAGCUUCACCGGAGAAGCGUAAUAGUGGCCAUAGGUGAGUUUUACUCCGUUAUAAAAUGUGAAUCGAAAUUCGAUCUUUUUUUCUGUCAUUUUGCAGCCGCUACAACUACCAGCGCUCAUACUCACACUCCCAGGCGGUAGUCCACCAGGAUGAAUCUGAUUAUUCCCCGACGCAGUCAUAUAACAUCAACAGCCACAAGUCGCUGCCAGAUCUGCACUCGCAGAUCAGUCGCCAUUCGCCGCAUUCAGAAGCACUAAGCUGCUGUAGUCGUGGGAAUCGAUCCAAUCGAUCCGGCAGCUCCUUCAAUCGUGACUCGGGUGGUUCUUCGGGUCAUUAUACCCACCACAGCGAGCCAUGUUGUAAGCAGCAACAACAAUUACAACAGCAACAACCGAAGGAGGCCAUAAUGAUGGGAGGAGGAGCCGACUACCGGCGGGAUAGCGGAUCAUCGACACAGCAUAGUGGAAAUUCAUACUACGCAUACGGAAUUCCGCCGCUACGUUAUGACUGCAUUGAGUGCCGCGCUAAAAUUCGCGAGGAAGCCGACUGCCUUUUGAAUUUCACAACACCCGAAGUUCCAGAAGCCUUCCAGGAUGACUACAGCGAAAAACAAAAGCAAAAAUAUUACGAUGAUGCACGUGAUCGAAGCGCCGCCGCUGCUCGUAAGUACUACAAGAACCACGGACCAAUGUCAUCGCUAUCACCGGUGUCUCCAUUGUCACCACAAGAUCAACAGCUGGAUCUAAGUCCACCGUUGGGCACGUUCAAACGGCAAAAGUGUCUCCGAUUUAAGAAUCGAGGCCGUCAAUCGGCCAUCAGUAACCCCAACUCUCGCUGUGGUGAUGGCCGUGGCAGUACCGGUGGUGAUGACGAUCGUCGACCUAUACUACGCUCCAAAAGUGAUAUCAGCGAUCGUUACUGGAACCGACUAUCAGAACGGAACGAUCGCGAACGAGAGCGGGAACGUGAACGCGAACAGCAGAAACUGCUAGAGAAACAGCGGUCUCGAUCAGACAGCCUUACUCAGCUGGAGCAUUUCUUCGACCGGCUUGGGUUGAAUGAUGAAACUUACGAAAGAUACAUUGCGCCUUCCAAGGGAUCCAAGUCCCCAAACAAUUAUAGAAGUAACUCGGGCAGUGACAUACAUCGGCUUUCGGCUGAAGAUACUGGAGAUUCGGACGAAUCUAGCGCCGUCUUCUUCUCAGACGUUAGCACAAUCGAUUCCACGCGACUGCCGGACAGUACUGAAAUAAGCAACGAACAGCAACAGGCUACCCCAGGACAGUUGACAGGACCGCUGAACACCUUGACCAAUCCAGCUCUCUAUAGGCCAAGCGAACCACCAUCAAUUAUCGAGCGUAAUGCACGAAUCAUUAAGUGGCUGUGCAACUGCAAAAAGAUGCAACUGGCCUAAGGCUGGCUGAACGGAGCGACCCCGAUAGAGGUUGCUUUGUUUUCCUCCCGACUAGGUCGAUUUAGAGCGUUUGAUCGUAGAAAAUAGACAGAAGGAAAUGCCGAAUUCGUGACUGCAACGAUGCAGAAGCGUUUGAUAGCGGUUAAUUAUUAUCACCGGCUAAAAUAUCUAAUUGACGCAGGAUGAUCAUUCGUAGCCCAUCCUAGACCAAGUGAAUUGACUAAUAGAGCAAGCUAUAAAGUGAUCAAAUAGAAAUCAGAAUCAAAAACCAUUCGCAAAGAAAUAUUAAUGCUGUGUAGUUUGACACUAGAAGUGCAACGUCGUUUCCGAACGAACGUUGUCAAUCAUAGUUUAACACUCUAGUGAGCAACAACAAAAUUAUCCGUAGGCACAGAUAUGAAACCAAAGAAAGAAGCAACGUCUCAUUGUUUUAACUGGUUUUAAAACAAUAGAACGAGAAAUCCAAUACAGGAAUUACCGAAGGAGCGAAUCACAAAUCAAAUCAGUAUAAUAAAUAAUCAACAAAAAGUAUAUCAAAACAGUCGACUCAACCGAGCUGUUCUAGCAGUAUAGCAUGUUUAAAACUGUUAUGCCGAGAGCAUACGUUCAGAAAAAAUUCUAACUUCCACCGUAGGGAUCCCCCGAAUUACGAAUGGAAGCUUCAACAAACGAAUCGAUCGCUUAGUAUCGAAUUUUUUCCAUCACUUUUUCAGUUGUUAUAUCAACAGCGUUUGAUAGUGAAAAAAGUAGUAGAUGUUUCGACUAGGAACCGUUUUAGUCGAGAGUAACACUUUAAAGCAACUCAUUUAUGUCGGUACGAGUAGUAGAUUGAGGACCAUCUAUUCAUUUCCGAUAGUGAAUCGAAACGAAACUAUCUCCGUUAGUCACUCCAGAAUCCUCAAUUUCUGAUUCGAUGCGUUUGAAUUAUGACGAUCUGAUAGAACGUCCUAACUCCUAACCAGCACGCGUCUUCGUGGUGCGUGUUACUUUGUAUAAGUUUUGCGCUGAAAUAAUCUAACAAUACUAACAAAAAAAACACAAAUCGUCAAUUUAAUCAUUGCUCAUCUGAAAUAAUUGAUUUACAAAAAACUCACCUUAUUCUUUAUUUGAUUUACUGGCUGUUUCUGACGACUUUGGUUCGUGGCGACCAACAGCAUAACUAUAGCUGACAACCGGACGCACACAUCUAGGAGUAAUACAUCCGAUACAUGUGACUUUAGAACUAUGAUCGUAACAUGUAGAUUCCGUAACUUGAACGGAAGGUAUCGGUCCUAUGCCUUGUUUCGAAGGAUUAUUUGUCUUAUGAGCUAACAAAAAUAUGAAAUGAAUUGAUAAUAUAAUAAAAUACUAUUGACAACACCUGAGUGGCUAGGUUAACUAGACUUUUAAUAUUGCAGCAUAAUGUAUCGAUAAAGAGCAUCUAUAUAUGAAAUCAAUUAAAAAACUAUUUUCUAGUCUAAUAUAUGAUUAAUGAAUGAAAUACUUAAUUGAUGCAAGUAUAUUAUACUACUACAUGCGAAUGAAACGAAUUAUUCAUACUUACUCUAGCGAAUAGACAGGAAAAUCUAAAAAGCGUUGUUCGAAUCGAUAGUAAAUAACACUUAUAAGAAUUCCGAAAAAAAAAUAUUCACAAUUAACGACAGAAUACAAAUAUCGCCAUUCACCCAGCAUAUAAACAAUUACAGAAAUAAAUUCACCUACACACUCCCACACUUUUCCGUUCCUGAACCCUGCGGAAUUCACUCUACAGAUACAAACCAAAUAAAUACUCCAGUUAGCAAACGUGUGAAAACGCAUCCAACAAAUAACUAUUAUGCUACGUAGCUGCAAACUAUAGCGAUUCAAUAGUAACUGUAAUUCACCCCAAAAAUCUGCUACUAUUCAAACGUAGAGAACACAUACACAUAUAAACAUUAAACACAAAUCAGUUCCAGUCUAAAAUAAAGUAAAUCAAAACGUCAAAUCAAACAGAAAAAUUUGCAUAAUUUAAACCCAAUCGCAAUAGCGCAACUAAAACGUCAAGAUGUAGCAAAUAGCAGAAUGGUUAUGAAUAAUUAAAGACAGUUACGAUAGUCGUGUCGUUUUUUUCGAAUGCAACGUACAUCAAAACAAAAAAGUGACAACUGCAAUCUGUACAACACUUAAACGAAACGAUAGAAUGCAAAUAAUCAACAUCGCAGCAGACGGCCCCCGAGGAACAGCGAACCGUGACAGCUCCGUACAGAAAUUACCAGCAGUAUGACGAGUGUAAGAAAUAGGCAAAAUAAUAAAAGUGAACAAGUAUAAUACA
Molecule: messenger RNA, 5629 nt
Organism: Wyeomyia smithii (pitcher-plant mosquito)
Lineage: Eukaryota; Metazoa; Arthropoda; Insecta; Diptera; Culicidae
Exons: 5
Source: RefSeq, a predicted model, not a curated record